Sinocyclocheilus rhinocerous is the source of this 3538-nucleotide messenger RNA. RefSeq names its product leucyl-cystinyl aminopeptidase-like. Gene Ontology annotation, cellular component: cytoplasm; plasma membrane. Gene Ontology annotation, molecular function: peptide binding; metalloaminopeptidase activity; zinc ion binding. The record is from RefSeq and is a predicted model, not a curated record. Gene Ontology annotation, biological process: proteolysis; peptide catabolic process; regulation of blood pressure. The transcript has 18 exons. The coding region runs from base 268 to 3318 and encodes 1016 amino acids. Lineage: Eukaryota; Metazoa; Chordata; Actinopteri; Cypriniformes; Cyprinidae.
CAGCAGUGAUUACCCCACUCACCUCGUGUCCGCUGUUAUAUCGAUAAACAGUGUGCAGUAAACCGCUGAUCGAUCAUUUUAAUGCGGUGAAGUGAGAAAGCUGUAGAUUAGGCUAACGAUGCUAAGCUAGCACCAGUUGAUCUGAUGCGUUCCUGCGUUGAAUGAAUGUGUGACUCGUCAGCCUUCCCAGGAUUAAAUACCCGCACUUUCAACUGAAACAGAAUUUGCUUUUUACUUCAAACCUGCAAUUAAACAUUUACGUUAAGCAUGGAGACGUUUGAAAGCGAAAGAGCUCCACUGCCCAGGAACAUGAUUGAGAACAGCAUGUUUGAGGAAGAGCCAGAUGUGGUGGAUUUGGCGAAGGAGUCCCCAUCCUACCCCAUCGACUCGGACGAUGUGGUCUAUGAACCCCGCAGCUCGCGACUGUUAGUCCGAGGCCUUGGAGAAAACGACCUGGAUGAAGAUGAGGAAGAUUACGAAUCAUCUGCCCGUCUUCUUGGAAUGUCCUUCAUGAAUCGCAGUUCCAACCAGCGCAGCAUUGCCUCAUCCUACACCCGCCAGCAGCAUUCUGGAUCGUGCUCGAAGCCUUCGACUAAGACAACGGUGGUAGGUGUUCUCAUCCUGGUGCUGGUGGCCUCCAUGUUUAUGGUCAUCUACUUCCUGCCAGGCUGCACUUUCACCAGAAAAGGCUGCCAGAAGACCAAUUCGACCAUGGACAGCAUCUAUCCCACUUCCACAAGUGGUGAACUUUUCCCAUGGACCGAGUUGAGGUUACCGCCUAGUGUGCAUCCUGUGCAUUACAAUAUUUCACUCCAUCCCAACCUGGCCCUCAUGACCUUCCAAGGCUGUGUAUCCAUCUUGGUGCAAGUCUUGCAUGAAACGAAGAAUAUUGUCCUUCACAGUUCUGAUAUGAACAUAAGCAAGGUCACUUUUGACGGUAAAGAGGUCCACGUCCUGGAGUACAAACCUUGGCAGCAAAUCGCCAUCAAAUUUCCAGAAGAUCUUAAGAAGGGACAGUAUGUUUUGAACAUUAACUACACAGCAAAGCUCUCCAACAGCUAUGAUGGCUUCUACAACAGCUCAUAUGUCGACACAAAUGGUACAAAAAGAGUUUUGGCCGCUACUCAAUUUGAGCCCUUGGCUGCUCGCAAGGCUUUCCCUUGUUUUGACGAGCCAGCUUUUAAAUCAACUUUUACAAUUAAGAUGACCAGAGAACACAAGUACAUCAGCCUUUCAAACAUGCCCAAGGUCAAAACCACAGAUUUAAAAAAUGGACUUCAAGAAGAUGAAUUUGAAAAAAGUGUUAAAAUGAGCACUUACCUAGUUGCAUUUAUUGUGGCUGAAUUCAUCGGUGUCAGUAAUAAUGUCUCUAAAACUAUGGUGUCUGUGUAUGCCAUUCCAGACAAAAAGGAUCAAGUGCAGUAUGCUCUGGACACAGCUUGUAAACUGUUGGAGUUCUACAAUACAUUCUUUGAGAACGAUUACCCGUUAAGCAAGCUGGAUCUAGUGGCCAUUCCUGACUUCCUCGCCGGAGCCAUGGAGAACUGGGGACUAAUCACAUUCCGUGAGACGACUUUGCUAGUAGGGAGUAAUUCCUCCUCUAUAGACAAGCAACUGGUGACCUCUGUCAUUGCUCAUGAACUUGCCCACCAGUGGUUUGGAAAUCUUGUCACUAUGAGAUGGUGGAAUGAUCUUUGGCUGAAUGAAGGAUUUGCAACCUACAUGCAGUACAUGUCGAUUGAAAAUGUGUUCCCAGACCUUAAUAUAGACAUUGAAUUCUUAAAUGUUCGCUUUAAAGCGCUGACCAAAGAUGCAUUGAACUCAUCCCACCCAGUGUCUACUGUGGUGAGCACACCUGAGCAGGUGGAAGAGAUGUUUGACUCUGUGUCUUAUGAGAAGGGGGCUUCAAUACUGCUGAUGCUCAAUGCAACACUCACAGAUGGGGAGUUUCGAAAAGGAGUGAUUGAGUACUUACAAAAGUAUAACCUAUCAAACACUGAAAGUGAAGACUUGUGGAACAGUCUUUCCCAGGUGAGCAAACAAAACUUAAGUGUAUCUGAGAUGAUGAACACCUGGACUGUUCAUAAGGGCUUUCCUCUGGUCACAGUGAAGAGAAAUGGCACUCAAGCGACACUGACACAAGAACAUUUCCUUCUGAAUGCUGAAAACAGCACGGACGACAGCAGCUUGUGGCAUAUUCCCCUGACGUAUGUAAAUGACAGCUGUAGUUUUCUCAGCUCCUGCAAGCAAGUGUUCCAUCUCAAGGACAAAACAGCCACGUUAAAUCUUCCAGAUCAGGUGAAGUGGCUGAAGUUCAACUUCAGGAGUGAUGGCUUCUACAUAGUGCAUUAUGAUGAGGAGGGAUGGAAGAACUUGAUUGAUGCUUUGAAGGGGGAUGUGAAUGUCCUCUCCUGUAAAGACCGAGCAGCUCUCAUCAAUAACAUCUUUGCUCUCUCUAGUUCGGGCAAGGUGUCUUUCAGACAGGUCUUAAAUCUAAUGGACUACAUCAGAAAUGAGACCGAAACGGCUCCCCUGACUGAAGCUCUCUUCCAGCUUGGGGAGAUCUACAGGUUGCUGGACAAACGAUCAGAGUUGAACUUGGCCUCUAGAAUGACGAGUUACAUUGAUGACCAUUUCGGAAGUUUAAUGGCAAAUCAGUCAUGGGACCUGGAAUCUUCUGUGUCAAAGAUGACGCUUCGGUCUGCCCUGCUGGAGAUGGCAUGUUCCCUUAACAUUCGUAACUGCUCAACACAGGCCAAUCAUCUGUUUGAUCAGUGGUUCUCUUCCAACAAGACUUCUCAGAUUCCCAGCGAUCUCAUGAGAACAGUCUUCAAAGUGGCUGCUCAGACCGAUGAAGGAUGGGGUAAGCUUCUAGACACAUAUAAACACUCCAUCAAUGACCAAGAGAAACGCAAGACACUGGAAGCUUUGGCCAGCACUCAGGAUAUACUGAAAAUCAUUUGGAUUCUACAGAAAAGUCUUGAUGGAAGUGAGAUUCAAACUCAAGAAUUUCCUUUGGUGAUCAACGCAAUUUGCAAGAACUUUGCUGGCUACCUCUACGCUUGGGAUUUUGUGAAGGAGAACUGGGAUAAAAUCACUCAAAAGUUUCCUGUUGGAUCCUUUGCCAUUCAGAGCAUCAUCAUGUCCGCAACCAGUCAGUUUUCCACAAAAACACAUCUCACGGAGACCCAGAACUUCUUCACUUCUCUGGGGACGAAAGGUUCUCAGAUGAGGAUCGUGCAGGAGGCCAUUGAGACCAUUAAGCUCAACAUGCGAUGGAUGGAAAAGAACUUGAACACGCUCCAGAGAUGGCUGUAGUGUGAGGAGGAGAUGGCUCCUCUCUCGUGCCUCUCACUUCCUCAGGUGACGUCACCGGGAACAUGCAGGUGUGAGUGAUAUUACCAUCACAACAGCCAUAAGUACCAUGUUAGGACAAACUCAAGACAGAAGGGCAGAUUUACUUAGACGUAAAGGGCCGUUUAAAAACAUUUCGGUAACACUUUCUAUGAAGCCCAUAUUUAUAAUACAUUAUAAGGGU